CGCGGGCGGAGGCCGCCGCCGGAAGCGGAAGAGGCUCCCGGAGCGGGGAGUGGGGCCUAGACGCGGCCCGGAGCCUGGGAGACGAUGCAUCACUGCAAGCGGUACCGCUCGCCCGAGCCAGACCCGUACCUGAGCUCCCGCUGGAAGCGGAGGAGGUCCUACAGCCGGGAGCACGAGGCCAGGCUGCGCUACCCGGCCCGCAGGGAGCCUCCCCCCCGGAGCCAUGACCAUGACCACGUGCCCUACCAGAGGAGGUACCGGGAGCACCGGGACAGUGACGCUUACCGCUGUGAGGAGCGGAGCCCCUCCUUCGGCGAGGACUGCUACGGACCCUCUCGCUCUCGCCACCGGCGGAGGUCACGCGACCGAGACAGGGCGCCCUACCGGCCCCGCAAGCACGCCCACCACUGCCACAAACGCCGCACCAGGUCUUGUAGCAGCGCCUCCUCGAGAAGCCAACAGAGCAGUAAGCGCAGCAGCCGAAGUGUGGAAGAUGACAAGGAGGGCCACCUGGUGUGCCGGAUCGGCGAUUGGCUCCAGGAGCGAUAUGAGAUCGUGGGCAACCUGGGUGAGGGCACCUUUGGCAAGGUGGUGGAAUGCCUGGACCAUGCCAGGGGGAAGUCUCAGGUUGCCCUGAAGAUCAUCCGCAAUGUGGGCAAGUACCGGGAGGCCGCACGGCUGGAGAUCAACGUGCUCAAGAAGAUCAAGGAGAAGGACAAGGAGAACAAGUUCCUGUGCGUGCUGAUGUCAGACUGGUUCAACUUCCAUGGCCACAUGUGCAUCGCCUUCGAGCUGCUGGGCAAGAACACCUUCGAGUUUCUCAAGGAAAAUAACUUCCAGCCCUACCCCCUGCCCCACGUGCGGCACAUGGCCUACCAGCUCUGCCACGCCCUGCGCUUUCUGCAUGAGAACCAGCUGACCCACACCGACCUGAAGCCCGAGAACAUCCUGUUUGUCAAUUCCGAGUUUGAGACCCUCUACAAUGAACACAAGAGCUGUGAGGAGAAGUCGGUGAAGAACACCAGCAUUCGGGUGGCCGACUUCGGCAGCGCCACCUUCGACCACGAGCACCAUACUACCAUCGUGGCCACCCGGCACUACCGGCCACCCGAGGUGAUCCUUGAGCUGGGCUGGGCUCAGCCCUGUGAUGUCUGGAGCAUCGGCUGCAUCCUCUUCGAGUACUAUCGGGGGUUCACGCUCUUCCAGACCCACGAGAACCGAGAGCACUUGGUAAUGAUGGAGAAGAUUCUGGGGCCCAUCCCUGCCCACAUGAUCCGCCGGACUCGGAAGCAGAAAUACUUCUACAAAGGGGGCCUAGUUUGGGAUGAGAACAGUUCGGAUGGUCGUUAUGUGAAGGAGAACUGCAAACCCCUCAAGACCUACAUGCUGCAGGACUCGCAGGAGCAUGUGCAGCUCUUUGACCUCAUGCGGCGGAUGCUGGAGUUCGACCCCGCGCGGCGCAUCACGUUGGCAGAGGCCCUGCUGCACCCCUUCUUUGCUGGCCUGACCCCCGAGGAGCGGAACUUGCACACCAGCCGCAACCCAAGCAGAUGACAGGCGCGGGCCGCGAGCCGGAGUGGGACUGGGCUGCUGCUGGGCCCUUGUUUGCGGCCUCUCCCACCGGGCCCAGGGCCAGAGCCACACCAUGGACAGUGCAAUGUGAAGGCAGGCAGGAGCCUGGGGGACGUGGUGCCCAGCUGGCAGGAAGCACAGACUUGACCGAGCUAUUUAUAUGUUGUAAAGUUAUAAUAAAGUGUUUCUUACUGUUUGUAACCCCGGGUACAGUGUGUCCGUCGCCAGGCUCCUGUCCUCCCUGCCACGG
Molecule: messenger RNA, 1822 nt
Organism: Ochotona curzoniae (black-lipped pika)
Lineage: Eukaryota; Metazoa; Chordata; Mammalia; Lagomorpha; Ochotonidae
Gene: CLK3
Product: CDC like kinase 3
Exons: 13
Coding region: 85-1554 (489 amino acids)
Biological process (GO): protein phosphorylation
Molecular function (GO): protein kinase activity; ATP binding
Source: RefSeq, a predicted model, not a curated record